AUGCAGCAGCAGCAGCAGCAGCCGCAGGCGCAAACCGACGUGACCGACAUCAUCAUCGACGAGAGCCCUGCGCCGAUGGAGGUCGAGGAGCUUCCCAAUGUUCACGACUAUGAGGCAUUCGCUGCCAAGGCAAUGCCCGACUUGGGACUCGAGAUUGAAGACUUCCAGGCGCAGACGUGGCGUAUCGAGAAGUGGAGCCAGCAACCAAAGCGGCUGCAGGGCCCAGAGUUUAGCUGUGGUGGCCACAAAUGGCGCAUCCUGCUGUUCCCCCAGGGGAACGCCAAUGGGCAGCCCAACGACAUGGUAUCGGUCUACCUGGACUAUGCAAACCCCAAGACGGCGCCCGAGGGCUGGCACGCAUGCGCCCAGUUCUGCUUGGCGAUUUCAAACCCUUGGGACCCGACCAUCCACACCUCGUCCCAUGCGCACCACCGCUUUGUUGCUGAGGAGUGCGACUGGGGUUUCACUCGCUUUGCCGACCUGCGCAAGCUGUACACUCCAGACGCCGCCAACGGCAAGCAGCGCCCCACGAUUGAGAAUGACGAGGUGGAGAUUACCGCGUUUGUGCGUGUCCUCAAGGACCCAACAGGCGUCCUGUGGCACAACUUUGUCAACUAUGACUCGAAGAAGGAGACGGGACACGUUGGUCUUCGCAACCAGGGCGCAACUUGCUACAUGAACUCGCUAUUGCAGUCGCUCUACUGCACCAACUACUUCCGCAAGGCAGUGUAUCAGAUCCCCACCGACCAGGAUAUCCCCUCCGAGAGCCUGGCACUGGCGCUCCAGCGCGUCUUUUACCACCUCCAGACCUCGGGACAGCCGGUUGGCACGACUGAGUUGACAAAGUCGUUUGGCUGGAAGUCGCUCGACUCGUUUAUGCAGCACGACGUCCAGGAGUUUUCGCGUAUCCUCCAGGACAAGCUCGAGGUCAAGAUGAAGGGCACCCCAGCAGAGGACGCCAUCCCCAAGCUCUUCAAGGGCCAGAUGAAGAACUAUAUCAAGUGUAUCAAUGUCGACUUUGAAUCGUCGGUCAUUGAGGACUUUUACGACAUUCAGCUCACCAUCAAGGGUCUCAAGAACCUCCGCGACUCGUUCCGCGACUAUGUCUCUGUCGAGACUCUGGACGGUGACAACAAGUACAUGGCCGAGGGCUUUGGCCUCCAGGACGCCAAGAAGGGUGUCAUCUUCAAGUCCUUCCCCCCAGUCCUCCACCUCCAGCUCCGUCGCUUCGAGUAUGACGUCGAAAAGGACGCCCUUGUCAAGAUUAACGACCGUCACGAGUUUCCCUUUGAGAUUGACCUCGGCGAGUUUCUCGACGAGUCGGCGGACCGCUCAGUCUCGCACGUUUACAAGCUCCACGGCGUCCUUGUGCACUCGGGUGACCUGCACGGCGGCCACUACUUUGCGCUCAUCAAGCCCGAAAAGGACGGCCGCUGGUUCAAGUUUGACGAUGACCGCGUCACACCCGUCACCGACAAGGAGGUCCUCGAGGACAACUACGGUGGCGACAUGCUCAACGGCCUCAUCCCUCCCCACCAGCGCACCCAGGCUCGUACGCUCAAGAAGUUUACCAACGCCUACAUGCUGGUCUACAUUCGCGAGACGGAGCUCGACACGGUGCUGGCGCCGUUCACCGAGGUGGACACGCCCAAGCACCUCAAGGAGCGUCUGGACGCCGAGCGCGAGCAGCUCGAGGCCAAGCGCAGGGAAAAGGACGAGCAGCACCUGUACCUGACUGCCAAGGUCAUUACCGACGAGAUCUUCUCUAGGCAUCAGGGCUUUGACCUUGCGUCGUUUGACGACAAGAACCUCCCGGCUACCGAACUGCCCACGUUCCGUGUCUUGAAGAACGAGUCGUUUGGCGUCUUCAAGCAGCGCAUCGCCGGGUAUUUCAAGAUUAACGAGCGCGACUUUAGGCUCUGGGUGCUUGUCAACCGCCAGAAUAAGACGAUUCGCCCCGACGUCCCCAUUCAUGACAGCGACAACAACCAGACCAUGGAGUUUAUCCGCAACAACAUGGCUGCCCGCGCCACCGACCUGCGUCUCUACCUCGACUACAACCCUGACCAUGCCAAGUUUAACGCACUUCACGCCGACCCCAACAACCAGCCCAUCAUGAUAUUCCUCAAGUGGUUUGACUGCUCGCGCCAGACUCUUCUUGGACAGGGCAAGGUGUUUGUCAACAAGCAUGGCAAGGCCAGCGAGCUGUACGCGUUCAUCCAGGAGAAGAUGGGUUGGCCAUCGUCGACCCCGAUGAAGCUCUACGAGGAGAUCAAGGCCGGCAUGAUUGAGAGCAUGAAGGUCAAGCAGACGUACCAGCAAAACGAGAUUCAGGACGGCGACAUUAUCACCUACCAGGUUGACAUUUCCGACAAGGAAGUGGCGGACCUCGAGGCCCAGUCGCUGUACUCGUCGGUCCCUCAGAUCUACGAUUUCUUGCAGAACCGCGUCCUUGUCCAGUUCAAGCCCCGCUACGACGACGGCAACAAGUCGCCGCCCGAGUUUGACCUCAUGCUCAGCAAGAAGAUGACGUACGAGGUCAUGGCCCACCGUGUCGGCGACUACCUCAAGCACGACCCUCUCAAGCUGCGGUUUACGUCUUCCAACCCGCAGACUGGUGCCCCCAAGGCGGUGAUCAAGCGUGCCCUCAACCAGAGCGUGGCCGACAUCACCCAGACCAACUACUACAGCCAGCACCCCAACGUCAUUCUCUACUAUGAGCUCUUGGACAUUUCUAUCAUCGAGCUCGAGACGAAGAAGUCGCUCAAGGUUGUGUGGACCGGUCGCAACAACAAGGAGGAGGCAACUCAUUCGUUCUUGCUGCCCAAGACAUCCACGUUCAACGACGUUGCCGACAACCUCGGCCGCACCGUCAAGCUUGUCCCUGGCGGCUCUGGCAAGAUUCGCAUCUUUGACAUUGCCACCAACGGCAGGUCACAGCGCGAGUACACCAGUGCCGAGAUGAUUGGCCACCUCGCCGACCCGGCCGAGCUGUACGCAGAGGAGAUUCCCAACGAGGAAAUCAACCCGCCCGACAACACCAAGAUUGUCAACCUGUUCCACUACUCGCGGGACCCCAGCAAGACUCACGGCGUGCCCUGCAAGUUUGUGCUGUACGAAGGCGAAAAGUUUGAGGACACAAAGUCGAGGAUACAGGAGCGCAUUGGUGUUUCGGACAAGGAUUUCGUCAAGUACAAGUUUGCCCUGGUCCAGAGCACUGUGUUUAAGCAGCCGAGCACUGUGGAAGAGAAUGACGUCCUGUACGAUCACAAAUGGGCAGCCGACGACGCCCUCGGUCUCGACCAUCUCGACAAGCGUCCCAACAAGGUCAACGCCGAAAAGGGUAUUGUGAUGAGGUAG
Apiotrichum porosum is the source of this 3360-nucleotide messenger RNA. RefSeq lists its product as uncharacterized. The record is from RefSeq and is a predicted model, not a curated record. The transcript is spliced from 6 exons. The coding region runs from base 1 to 3360 and encodes 1119 amino acids. Gene Ontology annotation, cellular component: nucleus; cytosol. Gene Ontology annotation, biological process: protein deubiquitination; regulation of protein stability. Lineage: Eukaryota; Fungi; Basidiomycota; Tremellomycetes; Trichosporonales; Trichosporonaceae. Gene Ontology annotation, molecular function: protein binding; cysteine-type deubiquitinase activity; cysteine-type endopeptidase activity.